Molecule: messenger RNA, 1645 nt
Organism: Malus domestica (apple)
Lineage: Eukaryota; Viridiplantae; Streptophyta; Magnoliopsida; Rosales; Rosaceae
Product: probable pectate lyase 18
Molecular function (GO): pectate lyase activity
Source: RefSeq, marked provisional
ACUCACAAACACACCUCCUCUCUCUCUCUGCCUUCUCUCUCUUUGCUUGCCUCAGUGCCUUGCACAUUCAAAAAAAUGCCAAAAAUGCCAAGGCCCUCCUCAGGCCCCUCACUUCUCUCUCCCCUCCUCCUCCUCCCUCUCCUCUCUCUCCUCUCCCCAACCCUCAUUUCCUCCAGGCCACUUCAUCUCCAAGACCCUGAAUUGGUAGUACAAGAGGUACAAAGGAAUAUUAGCGACUCAGUAUCUAGGAGGAACUUGGGCUACUUGUCAUGCGGGACCGGCAACCCUAUCGACGACUGCUGGCGGUGCGACCCGAACUGGGAGAAGAACAGGCAGAGCUUAGCUGAUUGUGCGAUAGGGUUCGGAAAGAACGCCAUAGGUGGAAGAGACGGGAAGAUUUACGUGGUCACAGAUUCCGGCGAUGACGACCCCGUGAACCCCAAGCCAGGAACCCUACGACACGCCGUCAUCCAAGACGAGCCAUUAUGGAUCAUUUUCCAGCGUGACAUGACCAUCCAGCUGAAGGAGGAGCUGAUCAUGAACUCCUUCAAGACAAUCGACGGCCGGGGAGCGUCCGUACACAUUGCCGGCGGGCCAUGCAUCACCAUCCAGUUCGUGACCAACAUUAUUAUCCACGGACUGCACAUACACGAUUGCAAGCAGGGUGGGAACGCUAUGGUGAGGAGCUCCCCCAGGCACUUCGGGUGGAGGACCGUAUCGGACGGCGACGGCGUGUCGAUCUUCGGUGGGAGCCACGUGUGGGUGGACCAUUGCUCGUUGUCCAACUGCAAAGAUGGGUUGGUUGAUGCAAUUUAUGGGUCCACUGCGAUAACGAUUUCGAACAAUUACAUGACGCACCAUGAUAAGGUGAUGCUUUUGGGGCAUAGCGAUUCGUAUACCAACGACAAGAACAUGCAAAUCACCAUUGCGUUCAAUCACUUUGGAGAAGGCUUGGUCCAAAGAAUGCCAAGAUGUAGGCAUGGAUAUUUCCAUGUGGUGAACAAUGACUACACCCAUUGGGAGAUGUAUGCCAUUGGUGGGAGUGCAGACCCUACAAUCAAUAGCCAAGGGAACAGAUUUGCUGCACCAGAUAUCAGAUCCAGCAAAGAGGUGACCAAACAUGAGGAUGCACCAGAAAGUGAAUGGAAGAAUUGGAACUGGAGGUCGGAAGGCGACUUGAUGCUCAACGGUGCGUUUUUUACUGCAUCAGGUGCCGGAGCUUCCUCUAGCUACGCCAGGGCUUCGAGCUUGGGUGCAAAGCCAUCUUCUCUAGUGGGUGCGAUUACCACGGCUUCCGGCGCACUUAGUUGCCGAAAGGGCUCUCGUUGCUGAUUGCAUAUCGAGCUUGUGGCCUAUUGAAAACGACAUUCCUAAAGUGAUUAGCUGAAGAACUAUUCAAGUUCAAUUAGACAUAUUUAGGAGGGAAGUGAGAGGAAAACGACAUUUCCUCCAAACAAUAUUUUCUACUUUGUCCCUUUGCUUUUUUACUGUUUUUAAGUCAAUUUUCAUGAUGAUUACAACCUCGCUUUGUUUCUCUGAGGCUGCAUUAGGGUUUCUGUUCAAGAAUCUUGAUGACCUAUAAGAGAAGACAAGUGUUGAAGUGUUGACUAUACUAAAUUAUCAAUCUAUUUCCUGAUAUUUGAUA